Molecule: messenger RNA, 2092 nt
Organism: Drosophila serrata
Lineage: Eukaryota; Metazoa; Arthropoda; Insecta; Diptera; Drosophilidae
Gene: dsh
Product: Segment polarity protein dishevelled
Biological process (GO): canonical Wnt signaling pathway; intracellular signal transduction
Cellular component (GO): cytosol
Molecular function (GO): frizzled binding
Source: RefSeq, a predicted model, not a curated record
AGAGAAAGAGAAAGAGAGGCGGAAAAAAGGAAAACUCGAAAGAAGAAAAACUUUGCAUUUUAUUCCGGAUUAAUUGAAGGGAAAUCGCGCGCGGCCCAACUUCCCAACUGAGCACAGAGACGCCAUGGACGCGGACAGGGGUGGCGGUGGUGGGGGACAGGAGACGAAGGUCAUCUAUCACAUAGACGAUGAGACGACGCCGUAUCUGGUGAAGAUCCCCAUACCAUCUGCCCAGGUGACGCUGCGCGACUUCAAGCUGGUGCUGAACAAGCAGAACAACAAUUACAAGUACUUCUUCAAGUCAAUGGACGCGGACUUUGGUGUUGUGAAGGAAGAGAUUGCCGACGAUGCCACCAUUCUGCCCUGCUUCAAUGGGCGGGUCGUCUCCUGGCUGGUGUCCGCCGAUGGCACCAAUCAAUCUGACAACUGCUCAGAGCUGCCCACCAGUGAGUGCGAGCUGGGCAUGCCCAUGACCAUGCCCAUGCCCAUGGGCAGAAAGCAGGGCCAGCUUGGCCAACAGCAGCAGCAACAGCAGGUGCAGCAGCAGCAGCAGCACAUUCAGCAACAGCAGCAGCAGCACCUCCAGCAGCAGCCCCACCUCCAACAGCAGCAGCAGCAACAGCAGAAGCUUAUGAGCAAUCCGCUGAUGCAGCCGCCACCGCUCACAUAUCAAUCGGCAUCGGUGCUGUCCAGCGAUUUGGACUCGACCAGCCUCUUUGGCACCGAAUCGGAGCUAACCCUCGACCGGGACAUGACCGACUACAGCAGCGUCCAGCGACUGCAAGUGCGCAAGAAGCCGCAACGUCGCAAAAAACGAGCGCCUAGCAUGUCGCGCACCUCCUCGUACAGCUCCAUCACUGACUCGACGAUGUCUCUGAACAUUAUCACCGUGUCGAUCAACAUGGAGGCGGUCAACUUUCUGGGCAUCUCCAUUGUCGGCCAAUCGAAUCGCGGCGGUGACGGCGGCAUCUAUGUGGGAAGCAUCAUGAAGGGCGGCGCCGUCGCCCUGGAUGGCCGGAUUGAGCCCGGCGACAUGAUAUUGCAGGUGAACGAUGUGAACUUCGAGAACAUGACCAAUGAUGAGGCGGUGAGGGUGCUACGCGAGGUGGUCCAGAAGCCAGGACCCAUUAAGCUGGUGGUGGCCAAAUGCUGGGAUCCCAAUCCCAAGGGAUACUUUACCAUACCACGGACGGAGCCGGUGCGACCGAUUGAUCCCGGUGCCUGGGUGGCACACACCCAGGCGCUCACCUCGCACGACAGUAUUAUCGCCGACGCCAUGUCGGAGCCGAUUAAGGAGCGACUGGACCAGAACAACCUCGAGGAAAUCGUCAAGGCGAUGACGAAGCCGGACAGCGGCCUGGAGAUCCGGGACCGAAUGUGGCUGAAGAUCACCAUACCCAAUGCCUUCAUCGGUGCGGAUGCCGUCAACUGGGUGCUCGAAAAUGUGGAGGAUGUGCAGGAUAGGAGAGAGGCCAGGCGGAUUGUCUCUGCGAUGCUAAGGAGCAAUUACAUCAAGCAUACGGUCAACAAGCUGACCUUCUCGGAGCAGUGCUACUACGUGGUUAACGAGGAGCGCAACCCGAAUCUGCUGAACCGCGGUCCGGGCCAUUUACAUCCACACCAGCAUCCACACCCUCACGGACAUGCGCUGAGCCAUGCGGACACGGAAAGCAUUACCAGCGACAUCGGGCCGCUGCCAAACCCGCCCAUAUACAUGCCAUACUCGGCCACGUACAAUCCAAGUCACGGCUAUCAGCCGAUCCAGUACGGCAUCGCCGAGCGCCACAUCUCGUCCGGAUCGAGCAGCAGCGAUGUGCUCACCAGCAAGGACAUCUCGGCGUCGCAGAGCGACAUCACCUCGGUGAUCCAUCAGGCCAAUCAGCUGACCAUUGCCGCUCAUGGCUCCAACAAAUCCUCCGGCUCCUCGAAUCGCGGUGGGGGCGGAGGAGGUGGUGGCGGUGGCGGUGGCGGCAACAAUACCAACGAUCAGGACGUAUCCGUAUUUAAUUACGUAUUGUAGAGAAACCUUUCUUUUUGCAAUCAAAUUGUGUUUUUAAUUAAUUAAAUUAAAAUAUGUACGAUUAUUCUUUUU